Molecule: messenger RNA, 210 nt
Organism: Loa loa (African eye worm)
Lineage: Eukaryota; Metazoa; Nematoda; Chromadorea; Rhabditida; Onchocercidae
Exons: 2
Coding region: 1-210 (69 amino acids)
Source: RefSeq, a predicted model, not a curated record
AUGUUUAAAGCGUGGCUUGGUGUACGUGGCGUUGUUUGCGUUGGUGUAUUAGCGAUGGUGUAUCAGGUGUAUCGACACAAUCAUUAUUGCAAAGUGAUUUUUGACUGCGAAUCGGUUGUAGCAUUUAUUGCGAAAAGUGGAAGAAAGCGACAUACACAACAAAAAGACUCAGCGGUGAAUGGACCAGAAUCCGUAAUUACCUUACCAUAA